This is a messenger RNA of Vombatus ursinus (common wombat), 2162 nucleotides long. RefSeq names its product seizure 6-like protein. The record is from RefSeq and is a predicted model, not a curated record. Lineage: Eukaryota; Metazoa; Chordata; Mammalia; Diprotodontia; Vombatidae. The transcript is spliced from 10 exons. Gene Ontology annotation, biological process: synapse maturation. Bases 83 to 2152 code for a protein of 689 amino acids. Gene Ontology annotation, cellular component: endoplasmic reticulum; neuronal cell body.
GUGGUUUAAGCUAAAUAAAAAUCCAUCUUUGGUUAGAAAUAACCAAAGCAUUGUUGGAAAAGUGGAGUACCUUGCUUUGUUUAUGGCUCAAUUCUCUCCUUUGCUGCCUGUGGACAUCUUCCACCAACUGCUCUUGAAUUUGUCUGUCUUCUUGUCCUACAGGACAAAAGAUGUUUACCCAGAAGGGAGGGUUGGGCCCUCUAGCCUAUACCACCUACACCCUCAAGAACUGGCAAACAACAAGAUCAGUAAGGAGAAUGCUGAAGGGAAAGUAAGUACCACUCCAAGUGCAGCCCAGCCAGGGGAAGAAGCUGCAGAGCUGGAGUUUGAGGGAACAGUUCCAGCCCACCUAGAAAACCCGCCAGUGUCCACAGCCCUUUCAGAAGCCAGUGGGAAGCAUACCUUUCCACCAAGGAAGAAGCCCCCCUCUCUCAAACAAGUGAACACUGCAAGGAAGCAUUUGAGGCCAAAGACUACUCCUUCCAUGCUACAGAGAACAGCUUCCCAGCCUGCCCCCUCCAGUCCAGGCUUCUUCUUCUUUACCGAAAAACCCCACGCACCAGGGGACCUGGCCUCAGGCACCCUGGAGGGCAAACAUGGCACAGCCGAGCAGCCCUCCUGGUUGGGCAGGAAAGGAGGCGGUGGGCCCACCACCCCAGCCCCCUUGGAGAUCUCCCCCUAUACCUCCCUCCCACUCCUGGAACACACCUUGCUGCAAAGCCCAGAUGAGGCCGAGGCAUCCAUUCCCACAGCUCAGGAUGCUCCACUAGAGGAUGGGGCCAGUUCCACUUCUCUGAAGGAGAAGAUGGCGGAGAAUGAUCUGACCAGCUCAGCCUCAGAGGAGAGCCAAGAGACAACCACUUCCACCAUCAUCACAACCACAGUCAUCACCACAGAGCAGGCUCCAGCUCUCUGCAGCGUCACCUUCUCCGAUCCCGAGGGCUACAUAGAUUCCAACGACUACGCCCCACUGCCCCUGCAGAGCUUCCUGGAGUGCACCUACAAUGUGACUGUCUACACUGGCUAUGGGGUGGAGCUCCAGGUGAAGAGUGUGAACCUGUCUGAAGGAGAGCUGCUCUCCAUCCGAGGAGUGGAUGGCCCCAACCUGAUGGUCUUAGCCAACCAGACCCUCUUGGUUGAGGGACAGGUGAUCCGAAGUCCAACCAAUACCAUUUCUGUCUACUUCCGAACAUUCCAGGAUGACGGCAUUGGAACCUUCCAGCUUCACUACCAGGCCUUCAUGCUGAGUUGCAGCUUCCCCCGGAGGCCCGCUUUUGGAGAUGUCACAGUGAUGGACCUGCAUUCGGGUGGCCUUGCUCAUUUCCACUGCUAUCUGGGGUAUGAACUGCAAGGCGCCAAGACGCUGACUUGCAUCAAUGCCUCCAAACCUCACUGGAGCAGCCAGGAGCCCAUCUGCUCAGCUCCCUGUGGAGGGAUUGUCCACAAUGCCACCAUUGGCAGAGUUCUCUCACCCAGCUACCCUGGGAACACCAAUGGAAGUCAAGUCUGUGUGUGGACCAUCGAGGCACCAGAAGGCCAGAAACUUCACCUACACUUCGAGAGGCUCUCCCUGAAUGAGAAGGACAGGAUGGUUGUCUACAGUGGCAGGAACAACAAGUCGACGGUCCUCUAUGAUUCCUUCCAAAUGGAGAAUGUUCCCUUCGAAGGCCUGCUGAGUGAAGGCUCUGCCAUCCGAAUCUACUUCAUGGCUGAAGAGGCCAGGGCCACCACAGUCUUCAACAUUCGAUUUGAAGCUUUUGAGAAAGGCCACUGCUAUGAGCCCUAUAUCCAAAAUGGUAACUUCACAACCUCAGACCCAACCUACAACAUCGGAACCACAGUGGAAUUCACCUGUGACCCUGGUCAUUCUCUGGAGCAGGGACCUGCCAUCAUUGAGUGCAUCAAUGUCCGGGACCCUUACUGGAAUGAUACAGAGCCCUUGUGCAGAGCCAUGUGUGGUGGGGAGCUGUCUGCGGUAGCUGGAGUCGUGCUGUCCCCAAACUGGCCUGAGCCCUAUGCUGAGGGAGAGGACUGCGUCUGGAAGAUUCAUGUGGGAGAGGAAAAGAGGAUUUUCCUGGAUAUUCAAUUAUCUGUGACUUCAUUCCUGAAGGGAACUCCCAGUGAGGAAACUUUGUCCACUGAUGCUGAUUGACAAUGCUGGC